UUUUGCGAGCCAGGCGGGCCUUCCUGAGAAGCGAAGGCGGCGGCCGCGAUCAUGGCUGCGGAAGCAGAGAGCCGGGCUGGAGGGGGCUCCGAGGCAGGGAAUGGAACUGCCCUCUGGAAAAAGCACCUGAAGUUCCCCACAAGCAAGCAGAGCUUUGGAGGGUAGCCCGCGUGGACUGCCGGAGCAGAACUCUUUGUUCCACUUUGUUCCGUCAAUGCUUGCUGGGCCGCAAGAUGGCCGCCCUCGCAAGCAACCAGAGUUCGGGGCAUGCCGAUGGGGUUGCUGCCCCUUCUCCUCUCCUGGAGGAAAAACCUAAAAGCAAGGGCCUCUUCCAGCUGGGCUCCCUCUUCCAUACCCGCAACGAGAAGUUUGUCUUUGCCAGGAGCGACAGCAUGCCAGAAGAGAACGUUUUGAAGAUCACCAUCACCGAAACCACUGUCAUUGAAUCAGACGUGGGCAUCUGGAAUUCCCACGCGCUCAUCUACCUCACCUUGUGGUUCUUCUUCAGCUUUUGCACUCUUUUUCUGAACAAGUACAUCCUUUCGCUGCUGGAAGGGGAGCCGAGCAUGCUGGGUGCCGUCCAGAUGCUCUCCACCACUUUCAUAGGCUGUGUCAAAAUGUUUGUCCCCUGCUGCCUGCACCAGCACAAGAGCCGCCUCUCCUACCCUCCCAACUUCCUCAUGAUCAUGUUGUUUGUCGGGCUGAUGAGGUUUGCCACGGUGGUCUUGGGCCUCGUCAGUCUCAAGAACGUAGCGGUUUCCUUUGCUGAGACGGUGAAAAGCUCUGCUCCCAUUUUUACUGUUAUCAUGUCCCGUAUGAUUUUAGGAGAGUACACUGGGUUGCUCGUAAACCUGUCUCUUGUUCCCGUCAUGGGAGGGCUUGCUUUGUGCACCGCAACGGAGCUGAGCUUCAACGUCCUCGGCUUCUCCGCAGCUUUAUCUACGAACAUCAUGGACUGUUUACAGAACGUUUUCUCCAAAAAACUGCUCAGCGGGGACAAGUACCGCUUCUCCGCUCCGGAGCUUCAGUUCUACACCAGCGCGGCUGCAGUCAUCAUGCUUAUUCCAGCUUGGAUCUUUUUCAUGGAUGUGCCGGUAAUCGGGAAAAGCGGAAAGAGUUUCCAGUACAAUCAAGACAUCAUCGUGCUGCUCCUCAUCGACGGCAUCCUCUUCCACCUCCAAAGCGUUACGGCCUAUGCUUUGAUGGGCAAGAUUUCCCCUGUGACUUUCAGCGUUGCCAGCACCGUCAAGCACGCCCUGUCCAUCUGGCUGAGCAUCAUCGUGUUUGGUAACAAGAUCACCAGCCUCUCGGCCGUCGGCACCGUCCUGGUGAUGGUUGGGGUCCUGCUCUACAACAAGGCAAAGCAACACCAGCAAAAAACCAUUCAGAGCCUGGCCGCGGCGUCCCCUCUCCAAACAUCCCAAAGCCUGAGCGAAGAUACCUAGCUGCUGAUUCCCAAGGACUUAAAGCCGUAUGAAUGAGACCGUCCUCUUGUCCCUUCGCUCCAACUUUUGGGCUUUUAUUGGGAGUCCGAAAUCCUGGAGAUCCAUGGGACCUGUGGCCUGCUGUGUUUUCUGGGUGCAGGUUGAGAAAAAUGAGACGCGAGAUGAGGAGGAUUGCUCUCGGAAAAGUGGAUGUAUAGAACAGAAGGGCUUAUGAAUAAGCUGGCGCCAUGCUUUGCUUUUGACUCUUUCUAAAUAAAGCCCGUGCAGAUAUGUCAGGUGGUCGCUUGGGGUCCAGCCUCCACCAAAGAAUUGUGAAAUAUGGGAAUUUCCUCCACCGCACCUGCCCCCCCCCCCAAAUCUUAUCUGUUGCAGGGAGCAGACAGACAUUCUUUGCUCUGCACUUGAGCUGAAGCGACUGCAUUUCAAAAAGUCUAACAACCGACUGUCAGUUUGGAGAUGAGCUCAGCCGGUCCUGGAUCCCAAGAUGGUGCGAGAGCCUUGUCUCCUGGAGACCCGAAACCAGCAAAGGUGGAUCAGCCUGGGGCUGCAGGGAUUCUUAACCACUAGCAUGCUGGGUGCCAGAUGCGCACCCCAUGACCUCUGAACCCUAAAUAUAUAAUAGACUGAAAGUUAAGACGGGAUACCUCUCUCCCUCUCUCCCUCCCUCCCUCUCUCCCUCCCUCCCUCUCUCCCUCCCUCUCUCCCUCUCUCUCUCCCUCCCUCCCUCUCUCUCUCCUUCUCCCUCUCCCUCUCUCUCUCCCUCUCCCUCUCCCUCCCUCCCCACAAACCCCUCUAGAGUCCUUUCAGCCAUCAAGGAGACAACAUCAGCAAUUUUGAAAGCAAUCCUCUUAUAUAUACGCACACAAACAUGCAUGCGUGUAAUUUCGAUAGCAAUCCUCUUACACACACGCACAUGCCAAACUGAAAUGUCAGGUUCCCUCUGAACUGAAAUGUAUAUUUUUACAAGCGUGGGUUGGGAAGUAUUUUGUGCCAGAGGUCAGAUAGGUGGCCAACUUUGGGACCUUAUUUUUCCGUUUUGAGCCUAGGAGGGCAAUCAGUAAUGGCCUUUUGGAAAAGUGGGGGUUGCUGCUUGAUAUACACAGUGAAGCUUUCUUCAGAGAGCACGUAUUGGGAAUAACAUCAGAAGAGGAAGGGUCGCUCUUUUUUUAUUUUUUUUUCAGAAUGGCAGAGGUUUACGGUUAGUUCACAGUAUUGUCAUGGGAAGGAUGGUGGGGGGAACUGGGGGCUUGGAUUCCCUUCUGGAUGCAUGGCUGAGGUCAGCAACUAGCACGGCCGGACAUGAGCCCCUUACUCCCAUCCCUGUUUAAUGCCCUGAAGAUAAAAAGGCCACUACAAUCCUAGGGAGCUGACAUACCAAAAGCAACCCAAUGCUAGUCCUACUCACAGUCGACCCAUUGAAAUUAAUGGACAGGAGUAACUUGAUCUCAGUGGUCUACUCUGAGUAACACUUAGUUGACUACAAUCCAGAGUCUUAGUGGCAUCUUUAUAAAGACGGGUUAUGGGUUGUAUCCUACUAACAUUCGUUGAAAUUAAUGGACAUGAGUAACUGAGGUUUAUUCAUGACAGUGGGUCUACUCUGAGUAGGGCUACCAUUUGAUGUAUCCCACUGGCUUGCUGACUAAACUGGAUGAAGUGUAAUUCUCAGUAGGCAGGUAAACUCUUUUGGGUGCAAACAGGGUGUGUGGGAAAUCUGCAACCUUUACAUCAGUGAUGCAGGGCAGAAUCUUCUUUCCCAGUGUUUUAUUUUUCCGCAGAAAAGUUUGUUUCCUAAGUUCAUUUGCAACAAUGAAUGGAUGCCAGUUGCAAAUCCAACAUUAGGCAAGCUUGUUAGUUUCACGGUUAAACAAAGGUUAAGGCCCAUCUGGGCUGUACAUUCAGAGCAGUACAUCAUACCACUUUAAGCAGCCAUGGCUUCCCCCAAAGAAUCCUGGGAAAUGUUUUUUUUGUGAAGGGUGCUGAGAAUUGUUAGGAGGAGACCUCUAUCCCCCUCGCAGAGUCACAACUCCUGGAGCAGCAUGGCAAUUAAUCCCUUGUUCCAGGGAAUUACAGCUCUGUGAAGGGAAUGAGGGUCUCCUACCAACAAACUACAGUUCCCAGGAUUCUUUGGGGAAACCAUGACUGUGGUCUGAUACUGCUUUAAACGUAUAGGGCAGACAGACCCCAAAAUAAAGAUGCUAAAUUAGAUCACACUCAAGCAUAUCAGAAAAUUUUCUGAUGCAAACUGGGGGGGAAAUCUGAUGCAACUUGUUCCAAAUUUGCAAAGGAAAACAUUUCAAAUUCAAUUUUUUUCCAGAAAACAAAAUGCAGCACUUCUUCACGUUUUCCCCUCUCCUUUGCAUCCAUGUGAAGACAUAGCUGCUACUCUGAGGAAUGCAUGCAUCUGGAGUGGAGUCUAGUUCACAAAAGCUUAUCCCAUCAUAAAUUUCUUAGCCUUUCAGAUGCCACAAGGCUUUUUCAUUUUGUUGUUACUGCAACAAACCAUCAUGGCUACUCCCCUGGAUUUUUGAUUUAUACCAUGUCAGAUUGUCCAUUAAGCCCCACUGCUAUUUUGAGGGUGAUUGUGCUUACAUCCUGCUUAAGAACGUAAGAAGAUCCCUGCUGGAUCUGGCCAAAGGCCCAUCCAGGCCAACAUCCUGCUCUCACUGUGGCCAACCAGACACUGUGAUGGGCAGCGGAACCUGAGUGCAACAGCGCUCCCCCCACCCCCAUGCGUGAUUCCCAACGCCUGAUACCUGGAGAUAAUUUUAGCCAAAUCACAGUCCCUCUAACCUUCUAAAAACAGUAGCUAGGAGGGCCAUGGGCCCCUCUAACUCAGCUCUGUUCAUAUAUUAUUUGUGCUUGUUUAAUUAUAUGGGAUAGUAAGCAAUUGCAUGCUCCCAUCAUGCUGAAGCCAUUGGAUUGUGCAGACUUAUGUUUGUUGUUGUUGUUAUUUACCUUCAAGUCAAUUACGACUUAUGGCGACCCUGUGAAUCAGUGACCUCCAAGAGCAUCUGUCAGGAACCACCCUGUUCAGAUCUUGUAGAUGGCUUCCUUUAUGGAAUCAAUCCAUCGCUUGUUUAGCCUUCCUCUUUUUCUACUCCCUUCUGGUUUUCCCAGCAUUAUUGUCUUUUCUAGUGAAUCAUGUCUUCUCAUUAUGUGUCCAAAGUAUGAUAAUGUCAGUUUCAUCAUUUUAGUUCUAGUGACAGUUCUGGUUUAAUUUGUUCUAACACCCAGUUAUUUGUCUUUUUUUGCAGUCCAUGGUAUGCGCAAAGCUCUCCUCCAACACCACAUUCCAAAUUAGUUGAUUUUUCUCUUAUCUGCUUUUUUCACUGUCCAACUGUCACAUCCAUACAUAGAGAUUGGGCAUACCAUGGUCUGAAUGAUCCUGACUUUAGUGUUCAGUGAUGCAUCUUUGCAUUUAAGAAAUUUAUGUUGCCUCUCCGCAACUGCUUAAGGAACGUCCAGUAACCCUGUUCCCCCUCUGCUUGACAGCAUCCUGUAGAUCAGUACAUUAAUCUAUGGCAGGGGAGAGGCAGUGUCUUGGUGGCAGAGCAUCUGCCUUGCAUCCUGAAGGUUCUGGAUGAAAUCCAAGUAACCUGACUUUCCAGGAGCUGUCUGGGGUGCUGAACCUGGUUGCAAGGAUUGGCACACAGGAAGCUGCCCAAGUCAUACCACUGGUCCAUCUAGCCCAGUGUUGUCUACACUGACUGGCAGCGGCUCCCCAGGCUUUUGGGCAAGGAGUCUCUCUCAGUCCUACCAGGAGAUGCCGGGGACUGAACCUGGGAUCUUCUGCACGCAAAGCAGAUGUUCUACCACUGAGUGAUGGGUCUCUCCUUAACAAAAAUAGAGGACGCUGCCUUAUAUGGAGUCAGAGCAUUGGUCCAUCUGGCUCAGUGUUGUCUACACUGACUGGCAGUGGCUCUCCAGGAUUUCAGAUGGGAUUAUUCUCAGGCCUGUACCUGAGAUGCCAGGGAUUGAACCAGAGACUUCUGCAUGCAAAGCAGGUGCUGUGCCACCUUCCAGUAGAAGGUGACAGGACUGACUCUCUGCCUGGAGAGGCACCGCAACUCAGUGUAGACAGCAGUGGGUGAGAGUAGAUCGGUGGUCUCGCUUGGCAUGAUGAUGGUUACAAUUGUUUGAAAUUUUGUUCACUCCCUAGGGAGGACAGUUGUGCCCUAGAAGGCAUUUUAUAAGCGAUUUACAGCACAAUCCUAGCCACAUCUGCUCAGUAGGGCUUAUUCCCAGGUAGAUCACAGCAAGCAUGAAUGAAUGAAUGAACAUUUGUCUUGGCAAACCAUGUUUUGCCCACAAAAUAGCGGUUGCGAAUGGCAGCCUGGACAGGGGACAGCUUAGGGGUGCCAUCCCUGUACUGCUUUCUGCCAUGUUAAGUUUUAGCAGAGUAGUCUGCCCUGUUGUAAAAAAAAAUAAUUGUGUGACGUGAACCACAGGAACACCAGCUACAUUGCUAGGGUUUAAUGGAGGCUGCCCCUUAGGGCAAGUGGGGGACUGCUCCACCAACCUCAGCCAGCCCCCACUUGCUUGCCUUCUUACUUACAGCCAGUCCAGAGGGGUAGCAUUGCCUAUCAGCUUCCUCUUCCUUAGUCUUGGCAUUGGCCCUUGUAGAACUCAGCAGGGAGGAGGAUGGGGACAACACUAGAAUGAGCUUGCUGUACCUGCGAUUGGCUCUAGCUCAGCCAAUCAAGGGCUCUGGUUACACCUACUGUUGGCCUCCGUGCCUCCCGCCCCACCAGUCCCAAUGGACACUAGCCACUGCUGCUAGGAUUGCCACUUGAUAUAAUUACACCUUGGUCUACUAAUCAACAGCUUUUUAUCUGGUUGGUUUGUAAAACUUCAGUCCUGUGCAUAUAUACUUAGAAGUAAGCCUCAUUGAGUUAUAUAGGACUUACUCCCAGGUAAGUGAGUAUAGGGCUGCAGCCUAAGUCUGCAUUCACUUGACCAUGAAUACAACAAUAGUUUUCAGAUGUUGCACUUUCAUAUCACAUUAGGGACCACCUUCUAAGCUGACAUAUUUUUAUAAAUACGUACAUUGCUGUUUUGUGUUGUUGUUGUUGUUGGGUGUGUGUUUUUAAUCUGCCCCCCGAUUAAUGGGGAGCACUUAAUUUUUUUCACUAAUCAAAAGGUUUUUAAUCAGCUCAGCUAAUCGGUGGACAAAACGUUUAGUGACUAAAUGUUCAGUCCAAGAGUCGCCAACCUUUUAUAGGCCCAUAGGCACACACAGAUUUUUGACUGAGUGCGGUGGGUGCCACCGUCUCUGGUCAUUUUUAUCCCCCAGAUCAGCCCCAUCUCUGAAUAAUGGAAUGAGAGAAAGUAUGCGUGCACCCACUUUUACUUUUCCAAGGGAUCUGUGUAAAAGUCUGAUCCAGGAGAAUGAAUCUGAGCCUCUUGAAAAAGCACAUCGAGCUGAAAGAGGGACAGAGUGUCGCUCUUUCCACUUCCUCCUUCAGCUCUGUGCAUCUUUCAACAGAGAAAAAGGUAACCACCUUCACCACCUUUAGGGGGUGGGGCUCAGUAGCUUCAUGGAUUCCAUGGGAAGACCUCAAGGGCACCAUGGCACUCACAGGUGCCACAUUGGCAACCCCAAAAUAACAUCUCUGUGUUUUGGCGUUGCAUGGCCUCUGCAAUAUUAAUGACCUUAGAUGGUCAUGCUCAGGAUGGCUGUACUUGUCCACAAGAUGCCUCUUUUCACGUCUCCUGGCCAGCCUGUAUGCUUCACUGCUCCUAUCAUAGCCUUAUGAAGCUGAAACGCAAAGAGGCAUAGCUACGCUGCAGCCACAACUGAGUUAGCCAUUGGUUUCUCCCAGGGAAUCUUGGAAACUGUCGUUCCAAGAGACAAAGUGCUAAGGGACUCUUAGCGGAAUUCUUGUCCCUCUUGUCAGACUACAACCCCCAAGGUUAUUUGGGAAGCCGAGACAGUUAAGCCAGGCACAAACCAAUUUAUGUCUGAGGUGUGUAGAGCCGUCUUCUUCUAACCUUGGGUCUCCAUAUGUUGUUGGAUUACAACUGCCAUCAUGUUUGACCGUUGGCUAAGCUGGCUAGGGAUGAUGGAAGUUGUAUUCCAACAUAAUCUAGGGCUGUAUGGGCCUACUCAGAGCAGAUCCAUUGAAGUUAAUGGACAUGAGUCACUUAGGUUCAUUAAUUUCAGUGGGUGUACUGUGAGUAGGACUUAGAUGGAUACAACCUUGAGGAUGGAAGAACGUGAGUACAGACAGGUUUUUUUGCAGACUUUAAUCAAAGAUCUCCAAAGCUGUCUUUCCUAGGAGGAAGCCCCAUGGAAUACAGUGGGACUUCCAAUUAGUCUAUGCAGAUGCAAGCAGGCAAUGUCUGCAAAUUAGAGAAACCCCUCUGACUUGUUCCCCGGAAAAUGGCGAGAUGUUUCCUCUUUUCCUGCAGAAACUUGAACACAAACUUACUGGUGCUUUUUCACAAUGGGGCCAAACCUUAAAUGUAUUGGAUACCAAUAUGAAAAUAAAACUGUAUGUAAUAUC
Messenger RNA from Rhineura floridana, 7951 nucleotides. RefSeq names its product solute carrier family 35 member E2B (gene SLC35E2B). Gene Ontology annotation, molecular function: antiporter activity. The transcript is spliced from 9 exons. Gene Ontology annotation, cellular component: Golgi apparatus. Lineage: Eukaryota; Metazoa; Chordata; Lepidosauria; Squamata; Rhineuridae. The record is from RefSeq and is a predicted model, not a curated record. Bases 234 to 1445 code for a protein of 403 amino acids.